This is a messenger RNA of Dunckerocampus dactyliophorus (ringed pipefish), 1800 nucleotides long. It is a transcript of the gene hacd3, whose product is annotated as 3-hydroxyacyl-CoA dehydratase 3. NCBI's taxonomy places the organism in Eukaryota, Metazoa, Chordata, Actinopteri, Syngnathiformes, Syngnathidae. Gene Ontology annotation, molecular function: 3-hydroxyacyl-CoA dehydratase activity. The record is from RefSeq and is a predicted model, not a curated record. Gene Ontology annotation, biological process: very long-chain fatty acid biosynthetic process; fatty acid elongation; sphingolipid biosynthetic process. Bases 97 to 1170 code for a protein of 357 amino acids. Gene Ontology annotation, cellular component: endoplasmic reticulum membrane. The transcript is spliced from 11 exons.
UUUCCUGGCUGCGUGCUAGGCGGCUUGCAUGAAGGAGGGUGAUCUCGUCCAUCAUUUAUUCAGUUUAUUUGACAUUAAACUACUACGACAACAACUAUGGUGCUGACGCCGCUUGUGUACUGGGCUCAACGCCAUGAAGAAAUCUACCUCAGGGUGGAGCUGACUGACGCCCAGAACAUUGACGUCUAUGUGCAUGAAAACAUCCUUCACUUCAGAGCCCUGGGCCAUGGUGCUAAAGGACAAAACCAGUACGAGUUCAGCUUGGAGUUUCUCUUACCUGUGAAGACAGCGGUGGCUCACAAGUCUACACAGCGGCAGGUGAAUGUCACCGUUCGGAAAGAGCAGAAAGGCUGGUGGGAAAGGCUGACCAAACAGGAACGUAAGCCGCUCUACUUGUCUCCGGACUUCGACCGCUGGCUCGACGAGUCGGAUGCCGAGAUGGAGAUCAGGGAAAAGGAGGAGAGAAGAAACAGCCUGAAGUCGUCUCAGCAGGACGAGGAAGGGGUCAUCAGUCUGAAAACAGGCUUUUUGUUUACAUAUAACCUGGUACAGUUCCUUGGCUUUUCAUGGAUCUUUGUCAACAUGACGAUUCGCCUCCUCGUGUUCGGCCAAGAUUCUGUCUAUGACACAUUUCACACCAUAUCAGAUGUCAUGUUCUUCUGCCAGAUCCUGGCAGCGGUGGAGGUGCUCAACGCUGCCUUUGGCGUCGUCAGGAUGGGCACUAUGCCAACUCUUAUACAGGUGGUUGGAAGGAAUUUCAUCCUCUUCAUCAUUUUUGGUAGCUUGGAAGAAAUGCAGAAUAAGCCGGUGGUCUUCUUCGUUUUCUAUCUGUGGAGCGCCAUUGGAAUAGUCAGGUAUCCAUUCUACAUGUUGAGAUGUUUCAACACAGAGUGGAAAAUCCUCACCUGGCUCCAUUACUCACUCUGGAUACCGCUUUACCCUCUGGGUGCUAUAGCUGAGGCUGUUGCCUUGGUGCAGUCCAUUCCCAUCUUUGAUGAGACCAACCUGUUCAGCAUUCCUCUGCCGAAAGCCAUCGGCACGUCUCUGAGCUUCUCCUACUUCCUGCACACGUACCUCAUUCUUAUGUUUCUAGGAGUUUUUAUCAACUUUCGUCAUCUCUACAAGCGAAGGCAGAGGCAUUUCCGCACCAAAAAGAGGAAGGCAUAUUGACACAUCAACACCUUCACUGCCUGUUUUAAAUGUUAUCUUCUUGGCACCACUACGUGUUAAAUAUGUUAUCUUUUUGCGUGCUGCUAAUUGGCCGUCCUUACUUUGGUUUUCUUGAUGGUUUACUAGGACUACCCACUACAACCCUUUUAAGAACUCUACUACACAUCAACCUGUAAUAGUUAAAUGCUUGACAAUUUGUCCAUUUGAGUUUUGCUUUUAAUCUUGUGUGUUUUUAAGUUGUAGUUGAACAAUAGUGGUUCUGUAUUUAGUGCUCAUUUGAGUGAUUUACAGCAUCUGCAUUUAUUUUGAAUUUUAUCGUUUGGGAAUUAAGCAUUCCAAAGACCUCAGGGAAAACAUUUCCGACUGUUUGCUUGUUUUUUUGUACAUUCUCACCCCCACCUGUGAUAAAUGCACUUACUGGACACUUGUUUAGUUACAUUCAAUCUGAUGAGCGCAACCACAAGAGCUUUGAUUUCUAUGACACUGUCAGAGGUCAUUUUAAUAAACUUGUGUUUAUCGUUGUAGUUUGCAGAGUAGGAAUAAGUAUUUCUGUAAUAUUUGCCCCAUUUAUGUAGCUGAAUGCUGUGUGGUUCUACACCAUUACAAACUACAAACACAAAAAUAAACAAU